AUGGAGACUAGGGAAGAGCCAGUGUCUUGGGCCAACUUCAAGACUCGUUUCCUGGAGAAGUACUUUCCAGAUACAGCAAGACAGGACAAGGAGGCUGAAUUCCUGGCAUUGCAGCAAGGAGACAUGACAGUGCAGGAGUAUGUUAACAAAUUUGAGCACUUGGCGAGAGAGAGAAGAUUUCCUAGAUUGAUGGAACAGGCCAAGAGUGCGGAGCACCUUGAGAAGGGCCCUGGUCCAGUUUGUGGUGGACCCCAUCUGAAGAGGAACUUUCCUCAGUUGGCAGGCGAAGUAGGAGGGUCAGGCGACCGUCACAAGUGCUUUAUAUGUGACAAACCAGGACACUUCACCAACAAUUGCCUAGAAAAGAAGAGUCCUAGCGCGAAGAAACCAGCAGCAUCGCCAGUAGAGAGAGCUAGAGCGGCUGGUCGGGUCUUUGCAUUGACCUCCAUAGAGGUUACUAAAUCAGGUAAUCUCAUUCUCGAACCAUGCUUACUAUUGGGUCAGAUAGUUUUGGUGUUGUUCGAUUCUGGAGCAACACAUUCCUUCAUUGCUAAUGCGUGUGUGGGGAGAUUGAAUUUGGUGAAACACGAUUUGGGAUGUGAGUUGCUUGUUUCAACUCCCUCCUCAGGUCAAGUGGCUACCAGUUCAGUCUGUGUUGGGUGUUUAAUGGAAGUGGCAGGUCGUAGAUUCAAGGUGAACUUGGUGUGCUUGCCUCUAGAGGGACUGAAUAUAAUCUUGGAGAUGGACUGA
This is a messenger RNA of Vigna unguiculata (cowpea), 750 nucleotides long. The record is from RefSeq and is a predicted model, not a curated record. NCBI's taxonomy places the organism in Eukaryota, Viridiplantae, Streptophyta, Magnoliopsida, Fabales, Fabaceae.